Molecule: messenger RNA, 5274 nt
Organism: Archocentrus centrarchus (flier cichlid)
Lineage: Eukaryota; Metazoa; Chordata; Actinopteri; Cichliformes; Cichlidae
Gene: itpkb
Product: inositol-trisphosphate 3-kinase B
Exons: 12
Coding region: 606-2900 (764 amino acids)
Biological process (GO): phosphatidylinositol phosphate biosynthetic process; inositol phosphate biosynthetic process
Cellular component (GO): cytoplasm; nucleus
Molecular function (GO): inositol hexakisphosphate kinase activity
Source: RefSeq, a predicted model, not a curated record
CCGGCUUCAAGCACUCAAACAGCGCUUUACUACGAGCGCAGAGGUAUCGAGCAACACAUGACAACAGGAUCCUCCUCAGAAACUGCUUAUCCUGACAGCAAACUGCUGCACCGGCUCUGAAACGCUGUAAAGUUUUCUUCAGCAACAACCAGGUGGUCAGUGAAGAAAAGGGCAUUUGGAAAUCUUUUUUUUUUUUUUCUGUGGAAGGGGCUUUUUCUUUUUUCUUUUUGGUGAAAGGUGAAAAAAAGCUGCGUCGAAAUUCGUUCAUGGAAGAAAAGCCAAACCGCACGAGAGAGGAGUAGAGACUAAGUUGCCUUUGUGCGUUUGAUGUUCCGACUGUCACGCUCAGAGACGGCGAAGACUCGUCCUCGAGAUAUUGCUGUUAGUAUCUGACGAUAAUAUUGCAGACUGAUAAAAGUGUCCCGGAGCAGCUCUGGAGAGGACAGGGCUGAGUGGUGAAUGCAGAUUUUCUUGCAGCGUGAAGCUGCUGCUGCUGACUGUAUGCAGAGGAACGACUGAAAGCUGAUCUCCAGACCUCCCUGCAGCUUCAGGGGAGAUUGUCAGAUGUGUACCCAGCACUCAAAGCCCCUGGCUUGGCCGCGGGGAUGGCAGCCUCUGCCCUGAACCUGAACGGAGUCAUGAAUAGUGGUAAUCAGUUUCACACCCAGCCAGGCUCCUCUAGUACCAGCUCUCGAGGCCGAAUCACACCAGUUGCCCGACCUGUGCUGCCAGUUCCAGAUCGGAGCACCUACUGCCAGCUACUGGGAGGAGGUCUCUGUAGCCCAACAAGUCCCAAGACGAGCCCCCGUGGCUUGGGUCAAGCCUUCAUCUUUCCUUCUCCACCCUUGCGUUCGCCUAGCCCCACACCUCGCGCUCGCUCCCCAUCACCACGAAGCCCGGAGCUACUAGGAGUCAAUGUGGGCCAGCGAGUCCGACGCCUGAGUUCAUCUGCUGGUGAAGAGAGAGGGGAAGGAGACGGCCAGGAGGAGAGGGGAGGGGAGACAGGAGGAGGAGAGAGGCGAGAGGAGAGGAGACGCCAAGCACAGCUGCUGCAGAUCCACAGAGAGCUGCAGAACGUUGAGGUAAGGGGAAAAGUUGGCAUUUUCGAGGCCCACAUUUCCGGGAUCCGUGCCCAGGUACUUAAUAGUGAGCUCCAGCGCAGCCCUCGGUCUCCCAGACGAGUGACUCACCAAACCCCCUCUCAUCCCAGCAAAGGAAACACAGCUCAGGAACAUCCAAUGACCCACCCACAAGAAAUUAAAGUCCCCUCUGUUGUCCAAAAUGGGAGAGAAAGGGAUGAAGAAACAAAGGAAGGAGAAAGAAGAGAAGGAGGAAAGAGCGACAGCGAGAGGGACGGCAGCACCACUAAAACAAAUACAGAGAACAAGACACUGAUUGAACAAAAUGACUGCCAUUCAGAAGCAACGAAGCGAACACCCUGUUUAGACGAACCGCUCAGUCAAGGUUUCCUUAAGACGUCUGACAAAGAGAGAACGACAGACACUGAGAAAAAAGACGGAGAAGUAUUGAGAGACAUGGAGGUAGAAGGCAAGCAAAUGCUGAGAGAUGAAAGAGAACGGAUGGAUGAGAAAGAGGACUCGUUGUGUGCUAAAAUGCUGCUCGAGUCAGAAAGACACAUGUUGGAGGUUAACCCGGAAAUGUCUUGGGCACAAAGCAGUGAGAGCACCCCUUGUUUGCUUGACAUGCCUGAGUUCUCCUCCAAUAACUCUUCCAUCCCUGCUGUCAUAGUAACUGAACACGGUUUGGAAAGCCAGACUCAAACUUCUGAAGGCUCAGACCAGGGACGAAGCUGCUCCCCAAGUCCCAGUUCCAGCCCUGUUCCAAACUCCUCCACUCGCUCUCUCAGGAAGCUGUCAUCCUCCUCUGCCUCCUCAGCUGGUUUCUCCUCUUCAUGGGAGGAGUCGGAGGAGGAUAUUUCCAGUGAUACGGAGAAAGGAGAGCAGCUUCUCAACCCUGCAUUCCUCAGUUCUCAGCAGAAAGCACACAAGUCUUGGAAAAAGAUUAAAAACAUGGUCCACUGGUCGCCGAUUGUCAUGUCCUUCAAGAAGAAAUAUCCGUGGAUUCAACUGGCAGGGCACGCAGGGAGUUUCAAGGCGGGAGCAAACGGUCGCAUAUUAAAAAAACACUGUGAAUGUGAGCAGCGCUGUUUGUCCCUCCUGAUGAAGGACGUGCUUCGCCCCUACGUCCCUGGUUACCAUGGAGAUGUAGAAAAAGACGGCCAGAAAUACAACCAGAUGGAGGAUCUGCUGGCUGAGUUUGACUACCCAUGUGUGAUGGACUGUAAGAUGGGAGUAAGGACCUACCUUGAGGAAGAGCUGACCAAGGCUCGUAAGAAGCCAUCUCCAAGACCUGACAUGUAUCAGAAAAUGAUUGAGGUUGAUCCUGAUGCACCUACAACUGAGGAAAAUGACCAGAAGGCAGUGACCAAACCCAGAUACAUGCAGUGGAGAGAGACCAUUAGCUCAACAGCUACCCUGGGAUUUAGGAUAGAGGGAGUCAAGAAGGAGGACGGGACCGUGAACAGAGAUUUUAAGAAGACAAAGACGAGAGAACAAGUUACUGCAGCCUUCCAUGAGUUUGUAAAAGGAAAUAAGGAUAUACUGAAUAGUUAUCUGUCCCGGCUGAAGGAAAUAAGAGCCACGCUGGAGCUCUCGCCAUUCUUCAAAACUCAUGAGGUGAUCGGCAGCUCCUUGUUAUUCGUUCAUGACCGUACCGGACAGGCCAAAGUCUGGAUGAUCGACUUCGGGAAAACCACACCUCUCUCUGAGGGGAAGGAACUGACCCACCGAGCUUCCUGGGUGGAGGGGAACAGAGAAGACGGCUACCUUUUUGGACUUGAUAGUUUGGUGGAUAUUAUUUCAACCAUGGUGGACUCAUAAAGUUUGGCAGUUUUCUUUUAGUCAAGUUCAGACACACAACCUCUUCCACUCAUUCGUCAGUCCUCUGGGGAACACUUAGGACCUCCUCAAGAACUCUUUCACAGACGCUUGUCCUCACGUUGGAAACACAUUAUCCAAAACCAAAACAUGGCCGGAUCUAUUCACAUCCUGUGGAAAGUCUAAAGCUAGUCACAACCCAGUAACAGUCUUCUAUUUUGUUGCCCAUAACUUCUUGAGAGGUUUCAGUAGUCCAUUUGACAAGAAAAGCACAACUGGAACUCAUGACAUCAACGACGACUCAGUUCCUCAUAAACCAGAAAGCACAGUAUCAUUAAUGUUCUUUGUUACACUUGAGGUUUUCACCGCUGUGUAAAAGGUUGAAUUUUACAUCCAUAAUGGCCCUAAUGCAAUUUUUUGCUGAAGGAAUUCUCAAUUUAAAAAAAUAAGCCUGGAUUGUGUAAUCCAGGUGUUUUUUUAUUUUUUUUUUAAACAGGUGAUUUUCCAUAUCUUCGUGCUCUGAACAAAUCCCCCUCAAAGACCAACACCAGUAACGUGCUACUUUCUCUUUCAGUACUUCCAAUCUUCUCAGAGCGCAGAGAAAAUUCUUACAGCCAAAUGCUGUACUGGCUUUGGUCCUUUAAUUGUGAUUAUUACUACUACAAUUUAUAUAAAAAUAUUUUAAAGAGGGUUAUGUAUUUAGGCAGGUGUAAGAGGAAUUUGAAAAUGUCUGACAUUGGCGCCCCCUGGUGAAGGUUUCCAUUCCUUGUUUUUUAACUGUAGUGGCUUUAAAAACGCCCGUAUUUCACCUUAAAUGCCUUGAUUUGGCUGUAGUCAGAGUUAAAUUGCUUUUCUUCUUAAUACAAUUUAGGUGAGUUUCAAAGGAUUUAUUUUUUUGCCUGUUUGACCACAACUUCAUCACAUUGGCAUUCCUUUUCCAAAUGUGCACUUGAUGUCACUUUCAGUGGUAGAAAUUGCACUGUUAAGAGUGUUUUUACUCAAAGAAUAAAAGUAGUACCUUUAGCUCUUCAGAUUAACCCAGCACACACACAAAGCCUUAGACAGGAUUUGGAUCAUGUAGGCUGGCUGUGGAGGUUCUCAGCGUCAGCCUUGCCAGUUAUUGCCGGAUUAUCACGGAUAAUCCGGCAAUAACUGGCAAUCAGGCGGCGCUAAACAAUACAUCUCACAGUAGAGACAGUAAUGUUAUGGAGGACAUUGUUUCAUAUGUAACAUAACUGUAGCCAAAAUGGCGUUCAUUUUACUUAAGUGGCCAAACACUUUAGCACCCUUUUCACUCUGUACAGUAAGAUUUAUUUUGUUUGUAGUUUUUUUUUUUAACUGUAACAUUAUUUUAGUUGAAUCCUGUUGAACACUUACAGCCAUGAACAAUCUUAUUUAAGCUAUACAGUGCCUUAACAUUACAAAUCCAAGUCAGACAAGUGAAACUCUGUUCUUUCUUUUAAAGCGUCUUUUUAAGCUCUUAGUCUGAAGUGUGGGCUUCUGUGCUUAGUCUUACACGGGCGCAUGUUUAUUACCCCUUUGAAUGGUUUGUUCUUAAGUUGUAGCUUGUUCUGUUACUAUUUAAACCUGACUAAGUUUUGUUUUAAAUCACUGAAUACUGUGACAUUUUGAUUUUUCUUUUUCCUGGUUUUGGGUUUUCGUCCUCAAGUGUGUGUUACAUUAUGAGUGAAAGUCAAACUGCAGGGCAGAUUGCUGGCAUUGCAGACAUCCCAUAUUUGAACCUCAGGAUGUUUUAGAGAAAAGGCCAAUAACGGAUGAGGAAGCAAGAGAAAAUAAAGUUUCAUAAUGUAACACAUUCAUGAUGGAAAAAUAAAACUUUAGCAGCCUUUAGGUUUUUGCAGUACCAUGAAUUUAAAAUGCCAUGGUUUUCAGUUAAAGUUUGCAGUGAAAGUAGAUGGGGAAAGAGACUACAAUCCUAAUGCAGUGCCUUCUUAAAGAAAUAGUUGGGCAUUUUGGGAAAUGCCGGUAUGUCGUUCAGGUAGAGGUGGACACAACUCUUGUGUCUGUGUGCUAAAUGUGAAAAUAUCUACCAGCAGUUGGCUAGUGUAGCUUAGCAUAACGACUGGAAAUAGGGGAAAAUGUUUCCUGGUUAAACAAACAAGAUCAAGAUCUAAUUUGUGUGUUUGUGACCUUUAGAUGUUGUUAUUUUUGCACAGGGACGAGACUAGCUGUUCUUUUUCCUUUUGCUAAGCUAAGCUGACUAACUAGCUGUCAAAAAGGGCCAGCAACUAUUUCUUUAAGACUGUCCGACCUAUUUCUUAUGCUCCUGUAUGUGCACCUACAGUCAUUGUAAGUAGGCAUCCUGUUGUUCUGGCUUUUCUGGCUUCUGUAUUUAUUUGGAUUGUUUCUUUAAAAA